Molecule: messenger RNA, 1276 nt
Organism: Cheilinus undulatus (humphead wrasse)
Lineage: Eukaryota; Metazoa; Chordata; Actinopteri; Labriformes; Labridae
Gene: nutf2
Product: nuclear transport factor 2
Exons: 5
Coding region: 86-469 (127 amino acids)
Biological process (GO): protein import into nucleus
Cellular component (GO): nuclear pore central transport channel
Source: RefSeq, a predicted model, not a curated record
CUGCGUUGAGUGCGUGCCUUCGAAAAAUAGCAGACACACUGCGAUCGUACAGCCGACCUCGGCGUUGGUAAGAGGGUGAGUCAGGAUGGUGGACCAGCCGGUGUGGGAACACAUAGGAUCCAGCUUUGUGUCGCACUACUAUCAUAUGUUUGACACCGACAGAACACAACUUGGAUCAAUAUAUAUUGAUGCAUCAUGCCUUACAUGGGAAGGACAGCAGUUCCAAGGGAAAAAAGCGAUUGUUGAAAAACUUGUUAGUCUCCCCUUCUCAAAAAUAGCGCAUAGCAUAACAGCGCAGGACCACCAGCCGACUCCAGACAGCUGCAUCUUGAGUAUGGUUGUAGGACAGCUUAAAGCGGAUGAUGACCCCAUAAUUGGUUUCCAUCAGAGUUUCAUCCUGAAGAACAUUAACGAUGCAUGGGUGUGCACCAAUGACAUGUUUAGGUUGGCCAUUCAUAACUUUGGCUAACCCCCACCCCCACACUGGUGGGCAGGGGUGGCCAUAGUGAUGGGCACUAUGUGAUGGAGUACAGAGGAAAGGAAGGGAGGAGUUGAGGAUGGAGAUAAGAGAAAAAACUCAUCCCUCCUUCCUACUGAUUCAUUUACGCCUGUUUGAAAAAAACAAACACUAGAUGUCAAUCACUGAACCUCGUCCAGGUGGGUUUUAGGACAAGCCCAGCCAGUAAAAUUGCAACAUGUUUCUUUGCUGAAAGCUGGCUGAUCAAUCAGAUGCCCCUGUCUGCCACUCUGCUGAUCUGCAUGAUGCUGGGAGCCUCCCAUUACAAUAUCUACACUCAAGUCACCAAAAAGACAACAGCUAACUGACGCCAAUAACUCAUACUCUGCUCUACUUUCUGCUGUUUUUCCACUGAAUUCUAACUCAUUAAACUCUGUUGUUAACUGAUCUGUUGUUUACUGGUUUUCAAAUACAAUUAGUUUCAGAUUUGGCAUCUACAGUUUCCUCUCAUUGUGUUGUAAAUUGUUUUUAGAUGCCACUUACAUGUUGCCUUAGUGUGUUAAACUGAAAUUUACCUUCCUUUACAUAAUUGUUUAAUUUGUCAUGUUUCUCAUUGUCAUUGGUAGGUUUUGCUUGGGCAAACCAAAGAAUCACAGAUAAGAAAAGUCUGACUUUCCUGUGUGAUUGGCUGUUCCUAUUUGCUCAGUCUCUCUCUUUCACUCUUCUGUCUUUCUCUUUCUCUUUUACAUCACAUGUCAGGCAAUUACAAUGGUAUACAGCCACAAUAGUCAAUAAAACCUGGAAGUUUUUUCUUAAAAA